AUGAGCGAGGAGAAGAUUCGGGACUUCGAGACGUCGCUAUGGGACCCACGCAUGAAGGGGCAACGGCGGCAGACGUUCAAGAUCCUGGGAAUGUACUUUGUCCUGUGCUCUGCUGCAGUAUGGGCGUGUCUCUCCAUCUUCUGGGGCUCGACAUACCUACUCGAACACUACUUCCCGAACGCCAAAGUCUACGUCUAUGACUUCGACUCAACCGCCAGUCAGAAUCCCCUUCGUGGGCCGGCUGUCGUUCAAUACCUCCGCUCGACACUCGACGCUCCCGUCCACAUGGGCGUGAUCAUCCGCGACCCAACUGGCAAGACGUUCGACGACGUUGCGAAAGAGAUUGUGGGUGAGAAGGCGUGGGCGGCGGUCGUUAUCAACGCGAACGCGACGAGCAACUUUCGCGAGGCGGUUGCGGGAACCGGAGGUCUGCUGGACGGGCGGUGGGCGCCAGAGGGGGCUAUCUCGCUGGUCGUCUCCGGAGCAAGAUGGUACCAAGUCACGGACGACUAUAUCCUGCCGUACCUCGGGGAGCAGAUGCGGACGCCGACGCAACAAGCUUCUCGACAGGCAGUUGCGCGAUGCCUCUCGACUGUGACUCCUGCAACGCUGGGCGGUCUCUCACAGACUCAGCAAGCCGCACUUUUGACGCCGUUCUCCUAUCAAAACACCGACCUUCGACCCAUUCAUCCCAAUCAGUGGUCGGGCGCUGCGCCCCAAGAGGCAGGCUUGAUCUACUACACAAUCUUCGCCUUCCACAUCUCGAUCUUCCUCUUCUUCUCCCGCAUGCCGUUCCUCGGGGCUAUCAAGAAGCAGGGAGUUCGCAUGACAUGGCUGUCGACGUGCGCGCUACGCUUCCUGCCGACACUUCCGGCCUACGUUCUUCUCUCGCUUUCGUAUUCCCUCAUCAACAAGGCAUUCAUGAUUCCUGUCGACGGCAACGGAUACGCCAAGUUCGGCCCUCAAGGCGGCUUCAUGAUCUUCUGGAUGCUCAACCUGAUGACGCUCUUUGCGCUCGGCUUCGCUAUGGAGUCCAUGAUCACCCUCCUCACCCUCAAGUUCUUCCCGUUCUUCCUCAUCAGUUGGAUCAUCCUCAACAUCUCGUCGUCGUUCUUCCCGCCUACCUUUGCGGAGAAAUUCUACCACUACGGCUACGGUAUGCCUUUCUACCAUUCGAUCACCGGCGCCCGCUACAUCAUGUACGGCACACGGGAUCGGUUAGGCCUCAACUUUGGUGUGCUCACAGCAUGGACCGUCUUGUCUGUCGUCACGACCUGCCUCUUCGAACUGAUGUGGCGGCGAAUCGAGGAGCGGAAGGAGCGGAAAGAACGGGCGAAGGACGUUGAGGGACAGUCUUCGUAA
This is a messenger RNA of Rhodotorula toruloides NP11, 1362 nucleotides long. RefSeq names its product mnng and nitrosoguanidine resistance protein. The coding region runs from base 1 to 1362 and encodes 453 amino acids. Gene Ontology annotation, cellular component: membrane. The record is from RefSeq and is a predicted model, not a curated record. The transcript is spliced from 11 exons. Lineage: Eukaryota; Fungi; Basidiomycota; Microbotryomycetes; Sporidiobolales; Sporidiobolaceae.